This is a messenger RNA of Aspergillus saccharolyticus JOP 1030-1, 2934 nucleotides long. Its product is annotated as urease Ure. Gene Ontology annotation, molecular function: nickel cation binding; urease activity. Gene Ontology annotation, biological process: urea catabolic process. The record is from RefSeq and is a predicted model, not a curated record. Gene Ontology annotation, cellular component: urease complex. Bases 178 to 2688 code for a protein of 836 amino acids. Lineage: Eukaryota; Fungi; Ascomycota; Eurotiomycetes; Eurotiales; Aspergillaceae. The transcript has 6 exons.
UCGUUCUUAACCCAGAAUUUCCCCCCAUUUGCACCUAAAUAGAGUCCCCCGACUCCCCAGUGAAAGCUUCUGCCCUUUGCUCCUGUACCCACGGGGUAAUCUGUUGGCUUUUGGCUGUGAAAGGGGCACUGCGACUAGCUAUAGACAAGAAGAACCCGUUGCCCGCCGCUGUCAACCAUGCAUUUGGUGCCAAAGGAGCUUGACAAGCUCGUCAUCUCCCAGUUGGGAUUCCUGGCCCAGCGUCGUCUCGCACGCGGUGUGCGACUCAACCAUGCUGAAGCUUCGGCCUUGAUCUCUUCCAACUUGCAGGAGUUGAUCCGCGAUGGACACUACUCCGUGGCCGAUCUCAUGUCCAUCGGCAAGACCAUGCUGGGUCGCCGCCAUGUGCUCCCCUCGGUGGUCUCAACCCUGGUGGAACUGCAGGUCGAGGGAACCUUUCCGACUGGCACCUAUCUCGUGACCGUGCACCACCCGAUCAGUAGCGACGACGGGGAUCUGGAAAAGGCACUGUACGGGAGUUUCCUGCCCAUCCCACCCGCCGACGCGUUCCCGGACCCGGACCCCACCGACUACACGCCGGAAAGCAUGCCAGGCGCCAUUGUGCCGGUCCCGAAUAGCCGCAUCACGCUCAACGAGGGAAGGAAGCGCAUCAAGCUCAAGGUCAUGAGCAAGGGUGACCGGCCCAUCCAGGUCGGCUCGCACUACCACUUCAUCGAAACCAACCCGCAGUUGCACUUUGACCGCCUCCGGUCGUAUGGCUACCGGCUGGACAUCCCUGCCGGUACGUCGGUUCGGUUCGAGCCGGGUGACACCAAGGUCGUCACCCUCGUGGAGAUCGGCGGUCACCGGAUCAUUCGAGGCGGAAACUGCCUGGCUCCCGGCAAGGUGGAUGUCAGCCGAGUGGAAGAAAUCAUGAUGCGCUUGCAGGCGCACGGAUUCGCGCAUAUCCCGGAACCCACUGCCGAUGCUGCACUUGUGUCCCCCUUCUCCAUGGAGCGGGAGGUGUAUGUGCGCAUGUUUGGCCCCACGACCGGGGAUUUGGUUCGUCUGGGGUUGACUAACCUCUGGGUGCGAGUUGAGAAGGAUUAUACGAGUUAUGGAGAUGAGUGCACAUUCGGUGGUGGCAAGGUUAUUCGCGAUGGUAUGGGCCAGUCUUCGGAGAAGUCGACCACAGAGUGUCUGGAUACUGUUGUGACGAACGCGCUGAUCAUCGACUGGACCGGCAUCUACAAGGCCGAUAUUGGUAUCAGGGAAGGACUAAUUGUGGGUAUCGGCAAAGCGGGCAACCCAGACAUCAUGGACGGCAUCACCCCGGGGAUGGUUAUCGGCUCUUCGACGGACGUGGUUGCGGGCGAGAACAAGAUUGUCACCGCGGGUGGCUUCGAUACUCACAUCCAUUUCAUCUGCCCUCAACAGGCAGAUGAGGCGCUGGCUUCCGGGAUCACGACAUUCUUGGGCGGAGGUACGGGUCCCUCGACCGGGUCCAACGCCACCACCUGCACCCCUGGACCCACGCACAUGCGCCAGAUGAUCCAGGCGUGCGAUCGCAUCCCCUUAAACAUUGGCAUCACGGGUAAGGGCAACGACUGCGGUGGCGUGAGUAUCGAAGAGCAGAUCAAGGCGGGUGCGGCCGGCCUGAAGCUGCACGAGGACUGGGGCUCCACGCCCGCUGCAAUCGACAAGUGUCUCGAGCUGUGCGACCAGUACGAUGUGCAGUGCAUGAUUCACACAGACACGCUGAACGAGUCCGGAUUCGUCGAGCAGACCAUUGCGGCCUUCAAGAACCGCACCAUCCACACCUACCACACGGAGGGGGCCGGCGGCGGCCACGCCCCGGAUAUCAUCUCGGUGGUAGAGCACCCCAACGUGCUCCCCAGUAGCACUAACCCGACCCGUCCGUUCACCAUGAACACCCUGGACGAGCACCUCGACAUGCUGAUGGUGUGCCAUCACCUGUCUAAGAACAUCGCGGAGGAUGUUGCCUUUGCGGAGAGCCGGAUCCGCGCGGAGACGAUUGCUGCUGAGGAUGUCCUGCACGACCUCGGCGCGAUCAGCAUGAUGUCCUCGGACUCGCAGGCCAUGGGCCGCUGCGGCGAGGUCAUCCUGCGGACGUGGAACACGGCCCACAAGAACAAGGCGCAGCGCGGGUUCCUGCCCGAGGACGAGGGCACGGGCGCCGACAACUUCCGCGUCAAGCGCUACGUGAGCAAGUACACGAUCAACCCGGCCAUCGCGCAGGGCAUGUCGCAUUUGAUCGGCAGUAUUGAGGUCGGCAAGAUUGCGGAUUUGGUUCUGUGGUCGCCCAGCUCGUUUGGCACCAAGCCUACGCAGGUACUGAAGAGUGGAAUGAUUGUGAUGUCCAAGAUGGGCGACCCCAACGCCUCCAUCCCCACCGUGGAGCCAGUAAUUAUGCGUCCUCAAUUUGGGGUCAAUGUCCCCAGCACCUCGAUCAUGUUCGUCUCGCAGGCCUCGAUCGACGCCGGCGUCGUUCAGACCUACGGCAUCCAGAAGCGCAUCGCGGCCGUCAAGAACUGCCGCAACGUCGGCAAAGCCGACAUGAAGUUCAACGACGUCAUGCCGCGCAUGAAGGUCGACCCGGAGAGCUAUCGCGUGGAGGCGGAUGGGGUUCUCUGCGAUGCAGAGCCGGCGGAGACUCUGCCUCUGACGCAGGAUUAUUUUGUGUACUGAGGGGGGUCCGGCUUCGAUGGUGAUGGUGGUAUGGCGUGCGAGAUGGUUUUUAGGGGAGGGAAGAUGGGUUGGCAUGGUCGGUUAAGGAUGAAAGAGUCUGUGACGAGUUUCCUUGAUGAUGAUGUUGAUGAUACCUUUUGGUUUUCUUUGGUGGUGUCUUUUCAUAUAUACUAGCCCUUUUCUUAUUCUUGUAUACAUUCCAUUUCCGAGGUAGAUGACUUUAGUCGGAUUUUAUAUCGAUUGUGU